CAGCAUAUUUAUGGUACACAUUGCAAGAAAGUUAAUGCUUGGACAUGGAUGAAUAUAACGUAACAACUUACAACGUUAAUCUUACCGCACCUAUUUUUUCUAUCAAUCCUGACUUCAUUACACAAUGGAAACUGAGACGUAAGCAAGAAAAAAAUUGCAAGUUUCUUUAUCGACGAUUUAACCUAUUGCACUAUCCCGAGUGUCGUAAUUUAUUGGAUACUUCAGUUUAUCAUCGAUUGCUGCAGAAGGUGAAGGAUCCUCAAGGUUUCAUAGACAUAAAUCAAGCCUCUCAGACGGAAGCCGAUAAUGUAUCUGAAGGCGAUUUGAAUGAUUACUGGAGUUGGCUGAAAUUAGGUGACUUUAACCCUAUAGAAUCGAUAAACCAAUCUUCCUAUGACUUUGGAAACGAAAAUACAUCGUACCAGAACAACGUAUCUGACUUAUAUGGAAUGAACAAUGAAUACGAGACAAGUUCAGUACAAGUUCUUCCACCAUUCGAACUAUGGCAGUCAAUAUUCAUUGCAAUUUGUUUGGCUAUCUGUAUUAUUCUUACAAUCGGCGGCAACAUAUUAGUCUUGUUAGCGUUUAUUGUAGAUCGAAGCAUAAGACAACCUAGUAAUUACUUCAUCGCUUCGUUGGCGGCGACAGAUAUGCUUAUUGGAACAGUCUCCAUGCCAUUCUAUACGGUGUAUGUGCUUAUGGGUUAUUGGGAUCUGGGACCUCUUCUUUGUGACCUGUGGCUGUCGGUGGACUAUACAGUUUGUUUAGUAUCACAAUACACCGUACUGUUGAUAACCAUCGAUCGUUUUUGUUCUGUAAAGAUAGCGGCAAAGUAUCGCAGCUGGCGAACGAAAAACAAGGUUAUAUGGAUGGUUAUGAUUACAUGGAUCAUACCGGCGUUAUUAUUUUUUAUUUCCAUUUUUGGGUGGGAGCAUUUUGUUGGAUACCGUGAUCUAUUACCCGGCCAGUGUGCGGUACAGUUUCUGAAGGAUCCCGUUUUCAAUACUGCACUUAUAAUUGGCUAUUAUUGGACAACGCUUGUGGUACUAUUUGUGCUUUACGGUGGGAUUUACAAAACAGCCUACGACAUGCAGAAAAAAAGUGAAGCUAAACAACGUAAAAUGCAAUCAAUGGUAGCUCUUAGCAGUGCUAUGACGGGCAUGGCAGGACGCGCUGCCGGAAUUGGAAUAUCAAAAACUCAGAGUACGCUGCUCAGCACCGAUAGACCAUGUACUACAGCACUUCAAAACGACCACGGAGAUUUAUUAAUAGCAUUCAAUGGCUCAAAAGCUUUGAAAACUCCUACUGGCAAUAGCUUAGAGGACGGUAAAACAGUAAAUCGGCUUCCUUUAGAGAAACAAAAUAAGAAUUCAUCAACAACUAGAGCUACGGAGACUACUACCACCUGUCGCAGCACAACGUCGCCAAACUCAAUUGACAAAAGGUAUAACGAGAAUAGAUCAGAUGUAGAGCAUUCCAAUAGCCCCGGAUUCGACUCUGAUGAAGAUAGUGCAAACGGUAUUAAUGUAGAACAGGAGCAGUUAACAAAGAUGACAACAAAACACACGUCUUUAGCUGGUCUACUCGUUGAAGCUUCAUCUGCCGUCCUUUCCUCGCGCUAUAAUGGGUCCUUAGUUACGACUACCGUGACACAUGUUGACGGUAUCAACCAGCAAUUGAUGAAAAUUGCUAAACAUUCUGACACUGCAACUGGGCAUGAAACUUUGUCGAAUAUUCUAGAAUUGAAUAGUCCAGAUGACUCUGUAUCUAUAUCUGAUCCACAACAGAAAAGGCUUUGUACUUCAGGUAAACCUUCGCCACUGCUCUCACCUUUAUCUACAGUGGGUAACAUCGAUUCACAUAGUCCUAGCGACCGUCACGACAUAACAAAUGUUGGAGAUAGUGGUGCAUCAAAUAUGAUUAUAACACCUCCGCUUGGCUUUCAAACAAGACUGGUCUCAUCCGAUAGUUCACGUUCAACUGAUCGCCUAAGUGGCAUAGUUAGUUUGGGAGAUUCCAUUGCUACAUACGACGCCAUGAUCACGAUGGAUGGAGCCGAUUAUAGAUUUAUGGACGAAACCUCCAUUAUGCUUUCGUCUCCACAAUACGAAAAUCCAACGUCCAGCAUGCCCUCAUUUAGUCAAUCAGAUGGGCAAAGCUUUGCAAAUCCUUCCCUUUUACAAAAAGCUUUACUGCGUGCAACAGCGCAACUACAACAACCAGCACCAACAGUUGUCAUGAGCUUGUUUCACAUGGACAGUGAAAAGCAUUCAUCGGAACUAUCAAUUCCGCCAUCCAAAUCGAAAAGUAACAAUACCACCGUUAACAUAAGCGUACAAUCUGAAACUAUGGACAAUCCGGCAGCAAUGGACAGCAUUAGCUGCAGCAGUUCUUGUAAACUCAACACAAACCUUGAAAUUAGCCAAAAUGUUUUUCAGCGCAAGGAUAGUAAGGUAAUAGUGAAAUUCGAUGAACAACAUGCAUUGAUGGAAACAUCAACUAAAAGUGUUUAUACAGGAAGUGAUGCACCUACUACGAUUGCGAUUGCAGCCAAAUCAUCUAGUUUAUCAAUAGCGGCAAAACCAGACAAUGUGGUUAAUAGUAUAGGCCCACGGAUAGUUGUUAAUCCCAAGAAACGUGCGGAGUGUGAACCUUGCAGCAGUUCAGGAUUUUUCCGGUCACUUGGUAGAAGGCUAAAAGGUGGCCGUAAGAAACCUGUCAUUGACCCUUUCAAUUUACCAGGUCGACAGAAGUCCAAAUCUGAAAAUCGUGCCCGAAAGGCUUUCCGAACCAUAUCAUUUAUCUUGGGUGCCUUUGUAGCUUGUUGGACUCCCUACCAUGUAUUGGCUCUAGUCGUAGGAUUUUGUUCGACGCCUCCUUGCGUGAAUGAACACCUGUUCAUGUUUUCAUACUUUCUAUGUUACGCAAACAGUCCAAUGAAUCCUUUUUGUUAUGCUUUAGCCAAUCAGCAGUUUAAAAAAACAUUCACCCGCAUUUUACGGGGCGACCUACAUAUGACUUAAUUUUCUUGUAAUGGACACUACGAUUUCAAAUUAAACCUAGACUAGAAUUAUUCGAGAAUGAAACUAACGUUACAAAUUUGCAAAUAAUAAUACCAAAUAAGGGAAAUUAUUCAUAGAGCUUAAUAUACACGGAAUAAUUACUUAAGAUCAAGAUUUGUUUCAAGCUAAAUGACUCGUCCACGUAUAGGACAAUAAUAGAAUUAAAAUUGAAUAUUGAAUGUAAUGUUCAACAAACAAACCGUAGUUGUUAUUAGAAGUACAAUAUAGGAAAUUAAUUAAAGAAAAAUUAAAGUUAAAUAAAAAUGAUAAAUGACCAACAUUCAAAAGACUUCCCACUAUGUUUAAAGAUGCAAUUAUAAGCUCCAAUAAAACCCCCGUUAUUCCAGUAUUAUCACAUGAAGUUGCUACUGAAGAGGAAAUAAUUUUUCAAGUCACUGCAAGAAAAUAUGUAGGUCAUAUUCAUUUUAAUACAUACACAGCAGAGUUUAUAGACAAAAUGAAAACAUAUAUGAAAUCGGUUUUUGAAAGUUAUCCCUAUUUUUCAGUUGUUUAUAUCUUCCUACGUUUCUUAACUUCAUGCAAUGAAAUUCAAUUUGUAAACAUGAACAUUAAAUUAAUAAAAGUAUAUGUAUAAAAGUAUAGAAAAGACAAUAGAAAGGAACCAAAUCAUUUAUAUGGUACAUAAUCCCUUGUUAGAGAUAAUAACCAAUUGUAGACUGGUACAAAAGAGUGGUGCAUACAAUAAAUUCGGAAGAAAUAGCAUCUCUCGAUAUAAAAAGCCCUUUAUAAGCAUGACAAAACAUGUCAAUAAUUUUAUAUACAUUUUAACCAUGUAUUUGUUGGAAUAUUUAGGAAUUUGUAAACGGAAUAUAUCUCAAUCGCAAUAUAAAAUAAAGUGUUUAAAGGGUGACGAAUUUACAAUAACACCCAGAAAAAAAAAUAAGCAAGUUGGACCUAGUUGUAUAAAAAAGAAUAGAAUUAGUAGUGUUCCAAUCGUUCAAGCUAUGAAGCUCAAGGAAAGUUUUAUAAUUCGUUAUUAUUGUACGAAUAUUUUAACAAUACGAGAUCGAUACGAUACGAACGAUACGAGGUUGAAGAUACUUUACCACUCCGUUUUCAUUACGAUUCAGCAUUGCAACAAAAGUCCGACGUGUCAAAUAACAAUUUGUAAAACUCAUACCAUUUUCCUAUCUGGAUUGAGCCCCU
Messenger RNA from Anopheles bellator, 4229 nucleotides. It is a transcript of the gene mAChR-B, whose product is annotated as muscarinic acetylcholine receptor gar-2. NCBI's taxonomy places the organism in Eukaryota, Metazoa, Arthropoda, Insecta, Diptera, Culicidae. Gene Ontology annotation, biological process: adenylate cyclase-activating adrenergic receptor signaling pathway. The record is from RefSeq and is a predicted model, not a curated record. Bases 45 to 3023 code for a protein of 992 amino acids. Gene Ontology annotation, molecular function: G protein-coupled receptor activity. Gene Ontology annotation, cellular component: membrane. The transcript has 4 exons.